This is a messenger RNA of Meira miltonrushii, 1573 nucleotides long. RefSeq names its product Actin/actin-like protein. The transcript is spliced from 2 exons. The coding region runs from base 42 to 1493 and encodes 483 amino acids. Gene Ontology annotation, cellular component: NuA4 histone acetyltransferase complex; SWI/SNF complex. NCBI's taxonomy places the organism in Eukaryota, Fungi, Basidiomycota, Exobasidiomycetes, Exobasidiales, Brachybasidiaceae. Gene Ontology annotation, biological process: regulation of transcription by RNA polymerase II. The record is from RefSeq and is a predicted model, not a curated record. Gene Ontology annotation, molecular function: chromatin binding.
UGAUAGUUUAAGAAGAGUAAGACCGCUUCACACCAACAAAAAUGCCCGGCAUAUACGGAGGAGAUGACAUCUCCGCAAUCGUUUUGGAUAUCGGUUCAUCUUCCACUAGAGCAGGAUGGGCUGGUGAAGAUACGCCUAGAGCAUUGAUUCCUACCAAUUAUGGUUGGCUACCGGCAAAAGAAGGCGAAAAGACAGGAGGAGAUGAUGAUGAUGUACAAAUGGAAGGUGUUGAAAAGAAUGGAGAGGAAAAAGCGGACACGAAUGGAGAGACAACAAAUGGAUCUACGACAAAAAAGGCGAUCUCAGAUUGGGAACAACAGAAGCAAAAAGUUGAAAGUAGAAGAAGAUUCGUAGGUGAUGCAGGAGUGAACGUUUGGCGUCCAAAUAUGGAGAUCGGUAAUCCGCUGGAAGAUGGAAUCUUAACAUCUCCUGCUUCUGCAUUAGCAUUGGCAAGGUAUUCUCUGGACGAAGUGUUGGGAUGCGAUGCAAGUGAACAUCCCCUCCUACUCACAGAACCAUCUUGGAACUCAAAAGAGGCAAGAGAAGAAUUGACACAAUUCGCCUUCGAAGGUCUCGGUGUUCCUGCAUUCUAUUUGGCCAACUCAACAGUUUUGAGUUCCUUUUCGGCUGGGAAGCCCACCUCUUUGAUCGUUGAUAUCGGUGCUUCUCAAUCUUCAGCCAUUCCUGUUGUGGACGGCUUCAUAUUGCGAAAGGGAAUUCAGAGACAGGCUGGCUUGGGCGGAGAUUGCAUCUCUCGCGCCUUGCUGUAUGACCUGACUACAGCUGCACCAGCCAAUAGUCAUCGCCAAGGCGGCUUAGUCGACAUCAUUCCACACUAUCUCGUCAAGAGCAAAGCACCUACAGUGGCAGGAGCCAAACCGCCUGCUAAGCUACGCGAAGAUCGAAUCGAAAGUACGACUGAUUCAUUCAAACAAUUCCAAACAAUGCGCAUCUUACACGAAGCAAAGGAAACGUUGGCACAAAUUUUGGAAGAACCAUGGAACGAACAGCAAGCAGCUGCCAGACCUUUACGCAGUUUCGAAUUCCCAGACGGAUUCAAUGAUAAUUACGGAAUCGAACGAUUCAGAGCUCCAGAAGUUUUGUUCACUCCACAGAUAUUCGAAGGUGUAGGAGAUGUCUUACCUCCUACUUCGUCAGGACAACAGUCUCACAAGUCAAUUAUUGAUUUGAUCAUGAGUGCGAUCGAAUCAACUGAUGUUGACUCGCGUGCCGCUCUUCUACAAAAUAUCGUUUGUGUAGGUGGCUCAUCCAUGAUUCAAGGUUUCAAUGAUCGUCUUUCGUACGAGCUUGGACUGAAGUUACCAGGUCAAAAGGUCAAGAUUCACUCACCAGGUAAUGUUAUCGAGCGGAAGUUCUCUUCUUGGUUGGGUGGAAGUAUUCUGGCUAGCUUGGGCACUUUCCAUCAAUUAUGGAUCAGUAAACAAGAAUACGACGAGCAUGGACCGAAUAUCGUUCACACUCGUUGUAGAUAGUGGAUCAUACUUUUUCUAAAAUGUGUCAACGCACACAGGUUUGGGUUAAACAAUUUCUGUAAUUGUGUACAUCUCUUGUU